Etheostoma cragini (Arkansas darter) is the source of this 1790-nucleotide messenger RNA. Its product is annotated as Na(+)/H(+) exchange regulatory cofactor NHE-RF3-like. Lineage: Eukaryota; Metazoa; Chordata; Actinopteri; Perciformes; Percidae. Gene Ontology annotation, biological process: protein localization to plasma membrane. Gene Ontology annotation, molecular function: signaling receptor binding; protein-membrane adaptor activity. The record is from RefSeq and is a predicted model, not a curated record. Bases 19 to 1128 code for a protein of 369 amino acids. The transcript is spliced from 11 exons. Gene Ontology annotation, cellular component: apical plasma membrane.
ACACACCCUCAGGACUCCAUGAGGUCCACCACAGGCUGCCAGGAUGCAAUGGAAUUUCCACGUUUCACCUUCAAUCCAAAGGAAGGGAUAGAUAAUCCAGCUUUGGUCAUCACUGAUGAUAUUGAGCCUGAUCAUAGCCUCAUGCCCAGACUGUGCCAUCUGAAGCGUCUGGAGGGGCAGAAUUUUGGUUUCUACCUGCAUAUGGACCAGCGCAGCCAAGGCUUUGAGAUCAGAGAUAUUGAGCCGUGGAGUCCUGCAGAGCACAGCGGUCUCAGAGACGGAGACAGAGUGCUGGAGGUCAACGAAGAAUUUGUGAACAACAUGGAAUUCUACAGGGUGGUGAGGAAAAUCCAGUCAUGCGGCUUACAAUUGUUCCUCCUGGUGUUGAAGAGGGAAGCGUACGAACAGUCACUAUCUCUUGGCGUGGACCUGCAGAUGCUGGCCAAGGCCUCCAAAGGGGACCACUGGUCUAGACCCAGACUGUGUCACAUCAGCAGACACCCGGUACAUGGCCUGGGGAUAACCAUUGUCUCAGUGGAAGGUCAGAAGGGCCAGUAUACUGUGAGCACAAUGACUGAUGGUCCAGCAGAGAAAGCUGGUGUAUGCACUGGAGACAAACUGAUCUGGAUCAAUGGAGCCAUGGUCUCAACGCUCACACACUCCACUCUCAACAAAACUGUGAAGAAGAGUGGCGACUCAGUGACGGUGCUUGUCAUUGACCGUGAGAGUGAGUCUUGCUAUGUCAGGAGGAAGAUGCCCAUCCUGCCUGUGGUGGCAAAAUGCUGUGGCCUCCCCCACACUGCCAAAACCAUGCAUCUGGUUAAAGGACGUGAUGGAUACGGCUUUCUGCUGAGACAAGAGAAGUUGGCAAGCACUCGACGAAUAGUUCAUGUGCUGAGGGAGGUGGAUGUGGGAAGUCCAGCUGAGGUAUCAGGUAUGGAGGAUGGAGACCUGCUGCUAGCUGUCAAUGGGAAACCUGUUGAGUCUAUGGAGCAUGAGGAGAUUGUCAAAAAGAUUAGACAGAGUGGUGAUGAAGUCAUCCUCACCUCUAUAUCUAUACGAGGAAGAGACUUUUACAGAGAGUUAGGUAUCUCUCCUGUGUUGUUCCAUGACAAAAGUACACUCUAAGAUGACAGGCAGCAGACUGUCUCCAACUGCACCAAGAACCAGAGUGAAACCCCUCUGAGAGAUGGAAAUGGAUGUCUGACAUAUCCCACAAUGUAUUUUCAGGACAUAGAGGACACAAGUUCUGGUUUUCACUCAAACUGUUCCCCGGAUCAGUCAGGAACUUUAACCACACAGCUGUCACAGAGAACAUGUGAUGCUUUCUUGUGAUCAAAAUGAACAGAACCCGAAUGACAUCAGCAGACAAGGGAAGCCGAAGAGCUCAAGUCAUAGCAGAAAAUGAUUAUACAGCAGAUUGAGGUUAGAUACUCGGGGAAUAACUAAUGUUAUUGCUUGGUCAUUAGAUUUUUUCCAAAUCCGUCAACAGAAUCACCUCUGUGUACUUGUCUUCUGGGACCAGGUGUUGGCACUGGAUGCUCUGCCAAGUCUACAGUAUAAUGAGAUCACAUUAACUUUUUUUUAACAUUGGUAUACAUACGAAUCCAAAUGUAUAUAUAUUUUUUAAAUUAUAACCAAUGCUCAUUAUUUUGUGUGCAGCUUACUGUAUGAUAUGAGUUGUGAAAUAGCUUUAAAGGAGACGUAUUAUGCUUUUCCAUAUUUUCUGUCAUAUCUUAAAUGUUACCAUCUCAGAUGUUCAUGUUAAACAUGGCCAAAGCUUUAAAUAA